AUUUGAAACGGUAAGUAGAAUAAAGGAAACUAAAAAAUUCAUUACUAUCUACCUACGUCAUGUUUUUUAUAUAUUUUAAAUAUUGCUCAUAAAUAUUAUCAAAAAAGAAAAUCAAUUAGCCAUUCUAUUUACCUACCAAAUACAUUAUUAAAUUGUAUUUUUUUUGAUUUCACUUGUUAAGAAGUCUUUUGUGAAAUUCAGUUUUACGUCGAUUCUCUUAUUAUAGUUUCUCAACAUGACUACAAAUUUAGUAGUCUUGGGUCUAAACGCUGCUAGAAUUAAUGUUAAAGUCAAUCCAAAUAUGACUAUACUAAAAGCAAGUACCUAUUUUAAAUGAUUCAAUUCACAAUACUUAUCUAUGAAUGUGUUGUGUAAUAUUUUACUAUUUUAGGUGUUGGAAUUGGCGUGCACAAAAAUGAAAUUAGACAGCAACGAUUAUGAUUUAAAGUUUGUUUAAUUUUUUUUUUAUACUAACAUAAACAUUGUAAAGCAUCAUAAGUUUUUUUUUAUUUUUAUUUUUAUUUUUAUUUUGAUAGAUACCACAAUAAAAUAUUGGACACAACUAGUCUGAUUAGGUUCACAAACAUAAGCAAUAAUGCUUUAUUAGAGUUAGUACCUGUUACAAAGUCGAGACAAGAUAGCUCUGUUGGUAUAUUGUUACAAAUAGAAGAUGGAUCCAGACUAACUGGUGAAUUUUUAUCUAGCCGUAAGCAUAUUGAUAAUUUUAUUAUUAUUAUUGGUUUUUUUUUGUUUUUUUUUUUUUAAUUUUAUUAUAAAUUUUGUUUACAAGAAACUCUAUGGGAAGUUGUUCAGACUUUGUUGAAGGAAAACACCAUCAGUUAUGAAAGUCCAGCAAUAAUUUUUACAAGAAUGGAAAUAAUUGGUAAAGAACAACUGCAACAAAAAACAUUAAAAGACAUUGGAUUAGUUAGUGGCAAAGCCUUGUUAAGGUAAACUAUAUUUUAUCAUAAUUCACAAACAAUUUAACACAUUUUUCAAAAUUAAAAAUAUAUAAUAUUAACAUUACUUACUUACCCAAAAUAUUAUUAAUUUUAUUGGCAAAUAUUUUAUUAUUUGGUCCAUUAGAUUAUUAAAUAAAAGAGAAUCAGAAGACCAAGCCCAUGUAUAUGUGCCUCAAGAAAGAAAACCAAAACUCGAGGAAUCUACUGAUGAACAUAUAAAUAAAAAAAUUUCAAAAAUAUCACCAGACAAUUCAAUUACAAUUAAACACCCCAUAAUUAAAGAAAAAAACUCCAUGAAUGAUGAACCUAUGGAUACUGAAAUGGAUUCAGAUGAUGUGGCUGUAAAAACAAAACCCAUUGAUAAAAUCAAAUGUUUAAAAAACCUUAAUGAUAUAAACACUUCUACUAACAAAAAAACUAUCUCCAAUGAAGAUCUUGAACAUUUUAAAAACUCAAUAUCAUAUGUUAGUAUAAUAAUUCUGGUUAUAUGAUCUUUUUCACUGAUAUUGUUUUAACAAACCAAUAUGUGAUGUGUGUAUUUUAAUUGAAGAGUUAAUAUGAUAGAUCUAUUUUGAAUUACACAUUUUGUUUAUUAGUUAACAGUUUGAAAGAGGAGAAAACAUUUAUUAUAAGUGUCUAUUUGUUUUAGUUGGACGAUCGUGAUACACUAAUAUUUAACAUUAUGGAUGGUACUUCAGUAUUAUAUCAAGAUGAAGGUGAUGAUUUCUUUGAGCCAACCGUAAAGGAUGUUAAUCUUGUAUUACGAGAUUUAAAAAAUUCACGGUAAAUUGUAUACAUUUUUAAUUUGUUUCCUUAAAAAUGUUAAAUAUUUAAGUUCAAAUGUGUAUGUCAUUUGAAAAUUCAAUCUACCAAUUAUUUAUUAAUAACAUAAGCAAUAAAGUGAAUUUUUUUUUUUUGUACUUCGAACAAUUUGGUCUAUCAAAUGGUUUAAAAGUAACACUUGAAAAAAAUUUGUAGAUGAAAAGGGUUUCAUAAAACAUAAGCUAUGAUUUGUCCAUAUUUGUAUUAAUAAUUUAAAUAAUAUAGGUGUUAUAAGACAGAGGAAAUGAAAUAGUAGACUGUGAUAAUAAAACAUUGAAAAGAGGUGUUAUAUUUCAAUCAAGAAUUUCACCUAUGUUUUGGCAGGAUGGAAUACUUUUUUUUGCUUUAAACACCCCUGAUGACUCAAAUGAAAUUAUAGGGAUAAGUUUAUUGAACUGUUACAAAAAAUAUAUAAUUCAUAUAUAAUUAUUUUACCAUAAUAUGACAUAUAUUGUUGACAAAGCAACACUAUCAACUGAAUUCCGCUCAGAAUCAUUUUUUCAUUAUCAAUAAUUGUUACUUAAAGAUAUACAUUAAAUUCCCCUCUAUAUACUACCUUCUCAACUUCUCAUUUAUAAUAGUGGCCUACCCAUUGUGCAAAGUGUGUGCAUAUCUUUUUUGCUUGCACAUUUGUGUAUAUUGAUUUAAUGAUUUUAAUAUUUAUUUUACUUUAGGAUUCAAUUUGAAGAUGGUCAGCUGUCUACAAGUGCUAUGCGCGAGAUAGAAAAAGCUCAGAAUAUAUUAAAUUUAUUACAUAAAUACAACAAGUGUAUUAUUAGAAUACAUUUUCCAAACAGAUUAGUGUUACAAACUGUGUUUAAACCGACUGAAACUAUAUUAGAUAUUUUUAAUUUUAUUAGAAAAUACCUCAUUGAUGAAUCUUUGGACUUCUUUUUGUGUACGAGAGUAAUUAAUAAUUUACAAUUAUUACGAUGAUUAAAAUUCCAUCCAAAAUACUAAUGGUUGUUUUGAUUUAACAGUUACUACACCUCCUAAAACCAUUUUAAAACCAGAAGAUACAUUAUUAGAAUGUGGAUGUGUACCAUCAGCUAUGAUACAUUUUUCAUGUGGUAGCGAAAUUGACCAUUAUUUAAAACCUGAACUCAAAGAGAAAGUUGUGACAGCAUGCCAAGCUUCAAUAGCUGCUUAUCUUGUGAGGUUGGUCUGAGCAUAUUUGCCAAAUUAGUUAUAAUCUGUGUAUUUAAUCUUGUAUACACAUUAGAUAAAAUUAAUUUUCGAUUGAUAUAAAUUAUAAGCAUAAUAUUAACACCAUGAUAAACUGUUUCCAUACUAUUACAAUACUACUUUCAGUGAGGCCGAUUAAUGUUUUAUAAUAUUUAUUUGUUUAAAAUUAAAUAAUUACAGAAAGGAAAGAAUUGCAAACUGUUCAAAUAAUGAAAGUUCACAUAAUACAGAACCAGGACCAAGUCGAACAUUUGAUGAUCAACGCCAACAGGCUAGUUCUUCUCAGCAAAAUAAUACAACAGCAAACAGUGGAAAGACUCCCAAAUGGUUUAAACCAAAGUGAAUUAGAGUAAUAUUUAUGCCCAAAAAUAUUUUGUGUUUAUUAUUAACCGUAAAUUUUACAGCUUAUUUAAUUAUUUAAUAUUUGUAAUUUACCUAUUAGUUGUUGAAUAAUGGCACAAUGUCAAACAAGAUAGAUAAUUUCUUUCUUUGGAGAGGAUUAAUUUUUAUAAUUUAAAUAGUACAAAU
Cinara cedri is the source of this 3497-nucleotide messenger RNA. The record is from the annotation of a GenBank genome assembly. Lineage: Eukaryota; Metazoa; Arthropoda; Insecta; Hemiptera; Aphididae.